Molecule: messenger RNA, 1824 nt
Organism: Drosophila subpulchrella
Lineage: Eukaryota; Metazoa; Arthropoda; Insecta; Diptera; Drosophilidae
Gene: PGS1
Product: CDP-diacylglycerol--glycerol-3-phosphate 3-phosphatidyltransferase, mitochondrial
Exons: 2
Coding region: 179-1663 (494 amino acids)
Biological process (GO): cardiolipin biosynthetic process
Cellular component (GO): mitochondrion
Molecular function (GO): CDP-diacylglycerol-glycerol-3-phosphate 3-phosphatidyltransferase activity
Source: RefSeq, a predicted model, not a curated record
AUCUAAGCCACCUGGAAUUUAUUUACGUGCUGAAAUUCCGAGUUUCCUUGUGAAAACCCGCUUCCCAUGAAUGAAAGAGCAGCCCAGAUAGCGCCGAACUGAAAGUGAGCAAUGUGCCAGAGGCCGCCGCUCACAGCAAGGAGCCACCUGCUUAAUCGACCAUAAAAUCCCCGCCAGAAUGAUGCUCUAUUUGCGCCGCUUCUUCAGCCAGGAGCUCACGCCGGCUGCCCAGGGCGACUUCCUCGGAUGCCUGCAGCAGGCACCCAACCUCCUGGCCACCGGAUUCCCGGGAGCUCCCGCUCUGGAGAGCCUGAGCUGGUUACACAACCUGGCGCCGUGCUUCCCGCUGCGAGGCGACCAAAUCCAGGUCAUCCACGAGCCACAACACUUCUACGAGACGCUGGUGCAGCGCAUCGGGCGGGCCAAGCGUCGCAUAGUCCUGGCCAGCUUGUAUCUGGGCACCGGGCAGCUGGAGAACGCCGUGGUCCAGAAGUUGCGUCACAGCCUGGAGCAGCAGUCCGCCCUGCGUCUCAAUGUGCUCCUGGACUUUACACGCGGCACCCGGGGAGCCCUCAACUCCAAGACCAUGCUGCUCCCCUUGGUCCGGGACUUUUCCAGCCAGGUGCAGCUCUCCCUUUACCACACUCCCGAUCUGCGCGGGAUGACCAAGCGCCUGGCUCCGCCGCGGUGGAACGAGCUUCUCGGGCUGCAGCACAUGAAGGUCUACCUCUUCGACGACGCGGUGAUCAUCUCAGGCGCCAAUCUGUCCAACGACUACUUCACCAACCGGCAAGAUCGCUACAUACUCAUCGAGGACAAACCGCUGGCGGAUUUCUAUGCCCAGUUCAUUGAACGGGUGCAGGAGUUCAGCUUGGCAGUGGCGCCGGAUGCCACUGAAGGACUGCAUCGCAAUUGGCGCAUUCUACCGUACGAAGGAACCAAGGAACAGUUCAUCCAGCUUGCCCGGAAGCGCAUUGCCGACUUUGUGCAAGAAACGUUCCAGCGACAGGCACAAGUCCGGGAUCAGAACCCCCAGGCGGACACCUGGGUGUUUCCGCUCAUGGAGAUGGGCCAGAUUGGCAUACAUCAUGACAGCGUGGUGACCAAGCGGCUGCUCUCCAACUGCGUGACAGGAUCGCGACUGAAACUGGCCACCGGCUACUUCAACCUGACGCAGGAGUACAUGGACACGCUGACGCACAAGUGCCUGGCCCAGUGCAGCAUCCUGAUGGCCCACCCCAAUGCAAACGGAUUUCAGGGCGCCAAAGGACCGGCGGGUGGCAUUCCGGCUGCCUACACCUUGAUAGCCAAGAGCUUCUACGAGAGCCUCGUUCGCCGGAAGCAAAACCACCGCGUCAACUUCUUCGAGUACGAGAAGCCCGGCUGGACAUACCAUGCCAAGGGAUUGUGGUAUUACCUGCCCGAGGCACGACUGCCAAACCUCACGCUCAUCGGCUCCUCAAACUUUGGGGAGCGAUCGGUGAACCGCGAUUUGGAGACGCAGGUGUGCCUGGUGACGGACAACAAGGAUCUGAGCCAACGGCUGCAGGCUGAGGCGGACCGGCUCUACGAUCUGUCCCAGACGGCGGAGCGGGAAAUCGUCCAACGACCCGUGCCGCGAUGGGUUCAGGCCGUCGUCCGCAUAUUCAGGAACUUUUUCUAGGCUCUUCGACUUCAUAGUUCAAUUUUUUCGUUCUUGUUAAGGCCAUAUCCAAAAUAGUUACUUUAGUUUUUAAUUCGUGUUUAAACUUUGCCCUGGGCAAGUGAAUGUUUCUAUUGCUGGUAAUCGUUGCUUUUGUACACAGGCUAAAGUUUGUUAACUAA